Messenger RNA from Paramecium tetraurelia, 903 nucleotides. RefSeq lists its product as uncharacterized. Gene Ontology annotation, biological process: post-Golgi vesicle-mediated transport. The record is from RefSeq and is a predicted model, not a curated record. NCBI's taxonomy places the organism in Eukaryota, Ciliophora, Oligohymenophorea, Peniculida, Parameciidae. Gene Ontology annotation, cellular component: Golgi apparatus. The transcript has 3 exons.
AUGUUAACAUUAUUAUUGCUACAAGUGGUGUUUUCACAAAAAAUUUUAGAUUCACCACUUGAACAAGUUGUAUGGUGCAAAUCUGAAACAUUCAUUCUCAGUGCUAAGGGUAUGCUAUACAAAAACAAUACAUCUGAAAUGCCCAAGUUAAUAUCAAAUUUUACCAUAAGAGAAAUAUUACAAUCAGAAGCAGAUCCUUAAGUACUUUAUAUAUUAGGUGAUGUUGAUACUUCUUAUGUAACUCAGAAUUGUGGGAAAACCUAUUAAAAAUUCAAGCAUGAAAAGACUUUGCAUGAUUUCAGAUUGAAUCCAUUAGAAGCCCAUAGUCUCAUGGCAUUUAAGGAGUUCAGAUGCAAUGCUACCACUGACAAUUUGUGUAAAGAGAAAUAUAAAAAAUAGUAUGAGAUCUUUAUUGAAUUCUAGAUUGUAUUGUUGAACAGAACCAAGGAUGCUAUAUGGGAUAAAUUGAUUGAAUUACCAGAAAUCCCAGAUUCAAGAAUUGUUGCAUCUUAUUUGAGUGAUUAAGGCCACGUAUAGGUUAGUUAUAGUGAUGAUUAUUUCAAAACUACCUAAUUAUUGAGGAAUAAUUCUUAUGGGUUUUAUUAGACCAAAGAAUACCUAUUUAUUUUGAUUGACGCUGAUCCUUUUAGCAAAGGCUAUGAUUUGGAAGUAAUUAAAUAAGGAAGUCUGACUCCAGUAGAAUUGGUGUUGCCAAUUGAAGAUCAUCAGAAAUACACAUUUACUGUUUUGGAUACUGUCAAUGGAUCUAUUUUUAUAUCGAUAUCUCAUUUGGAGGACAUGCCAAAAAUUAUGAAUAUAUAUUAAAGUGACACAAGUGGAACCAAAUAUACAUUGUCAUUAUUAAAUAAUGUCAGGAGUUUGGAUACUGGAAAUUGUUAUUGA